AUGGAGGAGCAAAUAUACUGCGAGAAGUGUGGAUUCCCCCCAGAGUACUGCGAAUACUCUCCCGCCUGCAACGGAGAAAAGAAGGAAGCCCCUGCGAAGGGAGAGACUAAAGUCAUUGUGAGCACGAAAAGAGUCUCAGGAAACAAGAAGGUGACUCUCGUUAGGAAUCUUCACGUAUUCAUGACUCCUGCGAGGGUGAAGGAAUUUUCCAAGAAGUGCUCUAAGACGAUCGCAUGCGGGUCCAGCCUCAUAAAGAACGGGAGUGGGACGGAGGAUGUCUCCGUGCAAACAGCCGAGGACUUCCGGGUGGUGGAAAUACUCGAGAAAUCAGGCAUUUCCCCCGAGAGAAUAGAGAGGAUUCUUAAAUAA
Molecule: messenger RNA, 369 nt
Organism: Nematocida major
Lineage: Eukaryota; Fungi; Microsporidia
Exons: 1
Coding region: 1-369 (122 amino acids)
Biological process (GO): translation reinitiation; formation of translation preinitiation complex
Molecular function (GO): translation initiation factor activity; mRNA binding
Source: RefSeq, a predicted model, not a curated record